AUGGGACCAGGAAAUGAUACACAAAUUUCAGAAUUUCUUCUUAUGGGUUUUUCAGAGACACCAGAAUUGCAGCCCCUCAUCUUUGGACUUUUCCUCUCCAUGUACCUGAUCACUGUGUUUGGAAACCUGCUUAUCUUCCUGGCCAUCAUCUCAGAUGUCCUCCUCCACACUCCCAUGUACUUUUUCCUCUCCAACCUGUCCUUUGCAGACAUCUGUUUCACUUCCACAACCAUCCCAAAGAUGCUGGUGAAUAUUCAGAUGCAGAGCAAAGAUAUCAGCUUUGCAGGCUGCCUCAGCCAGAUAUUUUUUUUCAUUCUAUUUGGAUGCCUGGACAGUUUUCUCCUGACAGUGAUGGCCUACGACCGGUUUGUGGCCAUCUGUCACCCUCUGCACUACAUGGUCAUCAUGAACCCCCGGCUCUGUGCAUGUUUGAUUCUGGGGUCCUGGAUCAUGAGUGUCUUGGGCUCCCUGCUUGAAACUUUGACUGCUUUGAGGUUGUCCUUCUGCACAAGCAUGGAAAUUGCAAACUUUUUUUGUGAUCUUCCUGAAGUCCUGAAGCUUGCCUGUUGUGAAACUCUCAUCAAUAACAUAGAUUGUCUGGUAUAUUUUGCAUCUGUGAUGUUGGGUGGAGGACCUCUUGCUGGUAUCCUUUACUCUUAUUGUAAGAUAGUUUCUUCCAUACGUGCAAUCUCAACAGCUCGAGGGAAGUAUAAAGCAUUUUCCACCUGUGCAUCUCACCUCUCAGUUGUCUCCCUAUUUUAUUGUACAAGCUUAGGAGUGUACUUUAGUUCUGCUGCUACACACAACUCACACUCGAGUGCUGCAGCCUCAGUGAUGUACACUGUGGUCACACCCAUGCUGAACCCCUUCAUCUACAGUCUGAGGAAUAAAGACAUAAAGAGGGCUCUGAGGAGAUUCUUUG
This is a messenger RNA of Galeopterus variegatus (Sunda flying lemur), 922 nucleotides long. RefSeq names its product olfactory receptor 7A5-like. Gene Ontology annotation, molecular function: G protein-coupled receptor activity; olfactory receptor activity. NCBI's taxonomy places the organism in Eukaryota, Metazoa, Chordata, Mammalia, Dermoptera, Cynocephalidae. The record is from RefSeq and is a predicted model, not a curated record. Gene Ontology annotation, biological process: G protein-coupled receptor signaling pathway. The transcript has 2 exons. The annotation marks the transcript as partial. Gene Ontology annotation, cellular component: membrane.